This is a messenger RNA of Gorilla gorilla gorilla (western lowland gorilla), 2346 nucleotides long. RefSeq names its product YY1 associated factor 2 (gene YAF2). Gene Ontology annotation, cellular component: nucleus. The record is from RefSeq and is a predicted model, not a curated record. The coding region runs from base 180 to 794 and encodes 204 amino acids. Lineage: Eukaryota; Metazoa; Chordata; Mammalia; Primates; Hominidae. Gene Ontology annotation, biological process: positive regulation of DNA-templated transcription. Gene Ontology annotation, molecular function: DNA binding; transcription coregulator activity. The transcript has 5 exons.
UUUCCCCGACAGCUGGAGGCUGCGUGGGAUCCGGCGGCGGCUCCCCAGCGCGGCGGUGCGGCCUUCCCCGCCCCCUCCCUCCCUCCUCCCCCGCCCGCUUCCGCCCGGCUUAUUAUCUUCCUUAUUGACAAACAGAGCGGUCGCGGCGGCGACUCUCGGCGUGCGUUGAUAGCCAAGCCAUGGGAGACAAGAAGAGCCCCACCAGGCCGAAGCGGCAGCCGAAGCCGUCCUCGGAUGAGGGUUACUGGGACUGUAGCGUCUGCACCUUCCGGAACAGCGCCGAGGCCUUCAAGUGCAUGAUGUGCGAUGUGCGGAAGGGCACCUCCACCCGAUCCACAUUGUUUGAAGUUAUUGUGAGUGCCUCGAGGACCAAGGAACCGUUGAAAUUUCCAAUUUCAGGAAGGAAACCUCGACCUGUCUCCCAGUUGGUUGCACAGCAGGUUACUCAGCAGUUUGUGCCUCCUACACAGUCAAAGAAAGAGAAAAAAGAUAAAGUAGAAAAAGAAAAAAGUGAAAAGGAAACAACUAGCAAAAAGAAUAGCCAUAAGAAAACCAGGCCAAGAUUGAAAAAUGUGGAUCGGAGUAGUGCUCAGCAUUUGGAAGUUACUGUUGGAGAUCUGACAGUCAUUAUUACAGACUUUAAGGAGAAAACAAAGUCACCGCCUGCAUCUAGUGCUGCUUCUGCAGAUCAGCACAGUCAAAGCGGCUCUAGCUCUGAUAACACAGAGAGAGGAAUGUCCAGGUCAUCUUCACCCAGAGGAGAAGCCUCAUCAUUGAAUGGAGAAUCUCAUUAAAGUUUAUUUUCUCCAAUUUCUUAGUCACUUCUGUCCUACCAUGCAAAUACACAGAUUAUGCCAAGAGGUACCACAUUUUCAUGACAGAUACAUUCAUGCACAAUCCAUAAUUUGAGUUUUACAUAAAAUAGAAAUUUGUUAGAAUUUGUUAGAUUUUAUUGCAAUGAUGCCUACCAAACAUUUCCAGACUUAACAUUUUUGUCUCUGCAGUUAAGUGCCAUGAAAAUGUGGUUGAAUUAUUCAUUAUGCAGUGUUAUUGGUAAGUGUAUUUUCACUUUUAGUUUAGUGAAUUCUAACACAUAAUUCUUGAAUUCUCUACUAUUGGCAUGUAACGAAUUUAAAUUUUUUAUAACAUAGUGCAAGCUGCCUAAAUAUGUAUUAUUUGAGAAUUGUGAAACAGAUAGUUAUAUGUAUACAAGUCAAAGAACAACUUAACUAUUGCUGCAACAGGUUUUUCUUAAUGGUUAUCCUCUUAAAUACACCUGCUGGUACUUGGUGUGGUUAUAGGAAAAUUGUUAUUAAAUAAAGAAUUUGUAUGAACCUUUGCCAAUGUUUUUGACACGUUUUACUAAUUAUUGUUCCUGAAUUAUGUUUCUGGUUUUAUCUAUUUUUUGAGGUUUUUUUGUUUGCUUAUUUUUCAAAACAUUCAUUUAUUGUAAUGUUUACUAGCGGACUAGUAAACAAUAAAACAUUGAUUAUUUAGCUUUAUAAUUCAGGUUUAGAGCUAUUGUCAUUGAACACUGGUAUUUUCUGUAUCAUAUAAAACAUUAAAAUUCAAAUAAUUAUAAGCAUUUGGCAAAAACAAGAGAAAAGAAACUUGCCAUAUUUUACAAGCUGCAAUUUUAGAAAAGCUUUAACUUAAUGAUAGUUUUAUCACUGUUUUCUUGUCCCAAACUUAUCCAGGGCCAUAGAAGUAUGAAUCUAAUUAAAACAGAAAUGGGAAUUAUUGCACAGAAAUGGGAAAUAACUAAUUUUAAAUCAGUCUAAUUGGCCUCUUAUUAAAUACAAUAAUUCUUAUGAAAAUCAUAGUACCCUAUUUUCAGACACAGCUGCCAGUUUACACAUUUCUCAGUAUCCUGAAAGGAAAAAAGUAUAGCCCCACUUAUACUAUGUAAAAUUACCAAUAAAAUAUUUUUAUGACUACAGAUUUUGCAUUUUUGUUUACAACUAUUAAAGUGUUUUAUGUUAUAUUUAGAAUUUCAACCUAGAAACCACACAGUACUUAAAUUCUCCUGGGGUCUCCUGCUUUCUCUUAACCAUUUGCUUAAUGUAUAUCUACCUAAAGGAGACUUCUGAAUUGUAAAUGAACUUAAAAAUAGAAUAUGGAUGCAAAAUAUCACAUAAGACAUCAUGAUAACAUUUGAAGAAAAAAUAAAACUGUAGACCCUAACAGUUGUGAUAUUUGGUGGUUUCAUGUGGUAAUGUAAUUUUCUGUUUAAUUACAGUACUUUUUACAGGCACAGUGGUACUGUCUUUUUUGUAAGAUGCUAGUUGUGAAAUACAAUUAAUUGCAUACAGUAAAAGUCUGUGAUUAAAACAUUUAUAUACCUCA